AUGGAGGAUUGUCCCUAUGAAAAGGUGAAGUGGAUUGCCUCGGGUGGAUUUGCAGAAGUAUGGAAAGGAAUUGAUAAAAGAACAAAACAGCCAGUGGCUAUCAAAAUUGUUGAUUUGGAAAAUUCAGAAGAGGAUAUCGAGGAUAUUCAAAGAGAAAUUCAUGUUCUCAAAACAAUGGAUUGCGAGAAUAUUGUCAAAAUUUAUGGCAGUUAUGUUGUUCGACAAAAAUUGUGGAUAGUUAUGGAGUUGGCAGAGGGAGGAAGCGUUGCCGAUCUGAUAAAACCUGGUCCUCUCGAUGAACAAUAUAUUGCAGUAAUUUUGAGAGAAACUUUAAAAGCUCUAGAAUAUUUGCACGCGGAACAUAAAAUUCAUCGUGAUUUGAAAGCAGCCAAUAUUCUCGUUGGCGAGAAUGGAGAGGUCAAACUUGCAGAUUUUGGCGUGGUUGGAGUCUUGUCAACAAGUGGAACCACUGAUGAAACCAUUCAGAAACGAUAUAGUUUUGUAGGAACUCCCUUCUGGAUGGCCCCAGAAGUCAUUAAACACGAAGGAGCUGAUCAAAAAGCAGAUAUUUGGUCACUUGGAAUAACAGCCAUUGAAAUGGCAAAAGGAGAGCCUCCAUAUGCUCAUGUGCCCAUUAAUACUGCCUUUUUUCUAAUUCAAAAGAAUGAGCCGCCCACUCUCGAAGAGAACAAAUUCUCUAAGGCAUUUAAGGAAUUUGUCAUGUUGUGCUUGCAGAAAAAUCCACAAGAUCGAUUAUCAGCAAGCGAUUUAUUGAAACACAAAUUUAUCAGAACAGCAAAAAAGAACACCAUACUGGUCGAUCUCAUACAGAGAAAGGCUGCAUGGGACAAUAACAAAAAACUAAAGAAGGGAAGAGGUGGCUCUUCAGACUCAGACAGUGACAGCUCGCUCGACGACGAAUUAUCAGACGAUGAUGACGACAGUGAAAAACAAAAAUAUACCACGCGACAAGGAAAAGGUUUUUGGGAAUUUGGAUCUGAUGGAACAAACACAGUUCGAGAAGUUCCAAAUCUACCUUCCUCUUCGACCACCACAAACACACCAAUCUCAACACCUCCAACCAAGAAAUCUUCCUCUGACCAAAAGAAUGACACUGUCAACUCUGUGUCAUCAGUGAGCACAAUUUCAAGCAAUGCUUAUCCAUCCGAAAAACGAAGGAACCCUUCACGAGAUUCAAUAGAAACUAGAAGUGACGAUGAAACCUCUCCUAGUACCCAUACCAUCGUUCAACGUAAGGACAAGACACAACCAAUGGAUUCUGUUCGAAAAGGUGCAUUACCCUCAAUCAUGUCUGAAUUAAUGAAAGAAAAUAAUAGUACAAUAUCACCCGCAAGCACGAGCUCCAUAAUGGAGGACAUCAUUAUUCCAUCAUUUAAAGAUGCAAAAUCACAACAAGCAGCAGCAUCGUUAUCAACCAUUGUCGAAGAAUUAGAAAAGGUUGAAAAGAAAGAUUCUCAAUUUGCCCAAAACCUUCUUGCUGCUCUUAUUACACGAGUUCAAAAAAGUGAAAAUAUACCUCCACAAUUUAAACAUGUAGCAUCGACAGAAUCUUCAAUUGCCUCCAAUUCAGAAGGUAUGGAAGCUAUCAGCCAGAAUUUACUCAAACGAUGGAAACUUAAAGUGAAAACUCUUGACCACUGA
This is a messenger RNA of Naegleria fowleri, 1662 nucleotides long. RefSeq lists its product as uncharacterized. Gene Ontology annotation, molecular function: ATP binding; protein kinase activity. Lineage: Eukaryota; Heterolobosea; Eutetramitea; Acrasida; Naegleriidae. The transcript has 5 exons. Gene Ontology annotation, biological process: protein phosphorylation. The record is from RefSeq and is a predicted model, not a curated record. The coding region runs from base 1 to 1662 and encodes 553 amino acids.